ACAUAUCAAGGGUCCAACCGCGAGAAGAAGACCACGUCGUAGUUACCCAUGGCCGAGUUUGGGAACUUUUUGUGACUUUUUUUAAUGACUUUUUGUGCUCCGUGAAAAACCAAAAAAGAAACCCGGAUAAAAACGUGGGAGUUGAAGCAGCGACAGGACUGAGUUUGCGACUUUUUUGCUCUGAAAGUUGCUGCGCUCGUAUGAUUCACGAGUCUCUCGAGAUUUUGUCUUUCUACAUGGGAACGUAUUCAAAAAGAAAAAACGAUAUGAGGAUUAUCUGUUUGCUGUGAGGUUCAACGCCGUCGAGCAAAGAGGAGUUUCUCCAGCGAGGAGCAGAAAACGGCAUGUAGCGCAGGAUUUAGGCACCCGUUCAUCCUCCUCCUCCUCAUCGUCCUCCUCCUCCUCUCCAGACAUCUUUGGGAAUGGGCCAGCGCCUUGCCAGGGUGCAUCUUUCCACCCGGUGGUGUGGCUGGCGUCGUGCGAGAGUGAGGAGGGCAGCGGCCAGGUCAUAGAGCCUGCCCACCCCUCUCUCCGCUUGCUUGCUCCCAAGUGACUUUUGACCUUUGACUCAGCUGUGACCUCCAGCCAGCCAUGCCCUUCCGGCUGAAGCUGCGGCGCACACGGCGCUACAACGUCCUGAGCAAGAACUACUUUGUGACACGAAUUCGCCUGCUAGACAGCAAUGUGAUUGAAUGCACUCUGUCUGUGGAGAGUACGGGACAAGAAUGUCUGGAGGCGGUGGCCCAAAGACUGGAGCUACGGGAGACCCAUUAUUUCGGGCUGUGGUUCCUAGGGAAGACCCAGGCCCCGGCCCAUCGCUGGGUGGAGCUGGAGAAACCGCUCAAGAAGCAGCUGGACAAGUUUGGCAAUGAACCACUGCUCUUCUUCGGAGUCAUGUUCUACGUGCCCAGUGUUUCCCGACUGGAGCAAGAAGCCACCAGGUAUCAGUAUUACCUGCAGGUGAAGAAGGAGGUGUUGGACGGACGUCUCCACUGCACAGUAGAGCAGGGGAUCAGACUAGCGGGCCUAGCAGUACAAGCUGAUUUUGGAGACUUCACUCAGUUCAUGUCUCAGGACUUUCUCAGGGAGUACGUGCUCUUCCCAGUGAACUGGCCUAAUGGAGACGAGGUGCUGGAGGAGUGGACCCAGAAAGUCGCUAAAGAGCACAAGAGUCGCUGUCGAAUGCAGACCGCUGAAGCAGAGCUGCUGUACAUCAAGGAGGUUGAAAAACUGGACGGCUUUGGGCAGGAGAGCUUUCCUGCCAAGGACAACUACACCAACGAUAUUUUCAUUGGUGUGUCCUUCAUCGGGGUGUUUGUCAAACACAGAAAUGGCAGAUCCAUCAUGCUCCACAAGUGGAAGGACAUCGGUACCAUUGCGCACAACAAGUCAGCCAUCACAGUGGAGAUAACAAGCAGAGACGACACCAUCAUUUUUCACAUGGAGGAUAUGGAAAUGGCCAAGUACAUCGCUCGUCUUUUCACGGCCAGACACAAAUUCUACAAACAGAACAAGAUCUGCGCAGAGCCUACUCACUCACCUGCACCAAUCAGGAGAAGACCCACCUGGACCCACCGCCUGUCUUUGCCGCGGCCCCAGUCUUGUAACUUCCAGUCGAUGCAUUCUCAGUAUGGAGAGCAUUAUCAGGACACACAGAGCUCUCAAGACAGUAUCUUCCAUGACGAAGCCUACUACAAGUCAGAGACUAGUCUGGACCGCUGCCCAGCGGACUUUCCCUUCCGUAACGGUACCGUGCCCAAUGGCAGUAUGUACAGCAGUCCCAGCCUGAGCUCCCUCAAUCACUCCCAGACCUUCGUCCCGCCCUCACCUAUGUCCUCCAACCUCAGCAUCCCCGGCAGCGAGCUCAUGCGCCCUGACUACAUCCCCAGCCACCGCCACAGCGCCAUCAUUGCUCCGUCCUACCGGCCCACGCCUGAGUAUGAUGCUGUCAUGCGGCAGAAGCGUUGCAUGCUCCCUGCUCACCAUGACCUCCACAGCCAAUCGCUGCGAAGUCUGAACAUCAGUAAUGCUUGUGCUUACCGCCAGCCUGAGGCUCUGGUGUAUAGCCAGCCAGAGAUGAGGGCCGUGGGCCCUUAUCAUGGCCUGGGGCCCAAUCAAUCUUACACACCACAGAUCAGCUACAGUAAGCCAGUAUCCCACGGCCCUCAUCAGGGAGGACCAGCCAACAGCCAGGGCCCCUGUCAUUCUCCCUGCGUUAAUGGAGGUGGAGGCAGUGGCGGGGGUGGAGGUGUAGGAAGCUCCAUCUCUCACACUGUCAGCACACCUGAACUGGCGAAUACCAAACAACAGGGGAACAAUGCAGGAAGCUAUGCAGCUACAGCUAACGUGCUGAGAAACCACAUGUCGCGCCCUCCUCCACCUUACCCUUCCAGCUCCUUCCGCCCGGCCACCAGCACCCCGGACCUGGCCAGCCACCGUCACCGCUGCAUCGGGGGCAGCAGUCCAGAGCUGGUAACCCGCAUGGUUCAGCUGUCGGUCAAGACCUUCCAACCGGACAGCUCGGCCGUGGUGCACCAGUCCCUGCAGGAGGUUAGUGAACCUUUAACUGCAGCUGCUAAGCACCGCUCCACCCUGGGCAAGAGACACAGCAUGGAGGUGAUCAGCAGCAUGAGAGGAGGUGGAGGAGGAGGGAUGGAGGGCAUAGUGAUGAAGAGCAUAAAUGCUCCUCUUCAUCGGAGAAAUACUCUCAGAGAACAUGUGAUGCCACCUCAGCCUCAGUCCAUCCCUCAGUCCCAGCCCCAAACCCCUCAGCCACAACCCCAGCCACAGCCUCAGCAACCACAGGAGUUGCCAAUGCAGAUGCCUGCUCAGAAAGCAUCUGAGGCUUCUGUAGCACCACCUGAACCUGUGGCCUACCAGCAUCAAAAGACUCUCUCCAAUGCUACCAUGCUCAUACACAGUAGUGAGAGUGAAGAAGAGGAGGAGGAGGAAGACGAGAGCCCUGUGUUGGAUGUUCAAAUUCCAGGUCUCAAUGAGGGCAUCAGCGCUCAGCUCCAGGCUGCUCUGGCCAAACUGCCCAACAAACCCCCUCCAGAGUACCCUGGUCCUCCUAGACCUCCUAGCAAUGCUCAAAUCCGCACCCACAACCACACUCACCACCACAACCACAAUCAAGGACCGCAAAGCAACCAGGGACAAAUGGACCCAAACCAAGCCCAGGGACGGGCACUCAAAGCUGGGCAGAGCCCAGGUGGUUGCGGACCUGGAGGUGGUGGUGGUGCAGGUGCUGGUGGGACACGAGGGGACCAGGGUGGGGUGAAUGGGGGGGUUUUAGGUCCAUCUAUUUCAGAACCGGACUUGACCAGCGUGAAGGAGAGGGUGCGCAAGGAGCCGGUCAAAGAGAGGCCGGUAUCAGAGAUGUUCUCCUUAGAAGACAGCAUCGUGGAGAGGGAAAUCGCUCAGAGGACGCUGGAACGACAGAAGAUGUCCGUGGACUCCAUGAAGAGGCCGCUGAUGAUGGCCGCCCUCAACGGUCUCUACGUGGCCCGAAUGCCAGUCCCAGAGAGCCCUGCGGAAGAUGGUGGCAAGGCAGCUACCGACGAACGGUGUAAGACCUUGGAGUUGAAGCUGGAAGAGGAGCGAGUCUUCACUGAGUAUGAGCAGGUGCCCAAGAAGAGGACAGACUGUGUUCUCACCACAGCAACUCUGCCCGAAAACACAGAGCGCAACCGUUUCCGUGACGUCGUUCCGUACGAGGAGAAUCGGGUCGAGCUUGUACCAAACAAGGAGAACAACACGGGCUACAUCAAUGCCUCGCAUAUCAAGGUGAUGAUCAGAGGGGAGGAGUGGCACUACAUUGCCACCCAGGGCCCGUUAGCUAACACCUGUGCCGACUUCUGGCAGAUGGUCUGGGAGCAGGGGGUCAACGUCAUCGCCAUGGUUACAGCCGAGGAGGAGGGUGGCAGGUCCAAGAGUCACCGUUACUGGCCCAAACUGGGCUCCAAACACAACUCAGCCACUCACGGAAAAUUCAAGGUGACCACCAAAUUCCGUACAGACUCAGGCUGCUACGCCACCACGGGGUUAAAGGUCAAACACCUGCUGUCUGGCCAGGAGAGGACGGUCUGGCACCUGCAGUACACUGACUGGCCUGAGCAGGGCUGUCCUGAAUAUGUCCAGGGAUUCCUCUCGUACCUAGAGGAGAUCCAGUCCGUAAGGAGACACACCAACUCCAUGCUGGACACGUCGAAGAGUCUCAAUCCACCUGUGGUGGUUCACUGUAGUGCCGGGGUGGGUCGCACCGGAGUGGUCAUCCUCACCGAGCUCAUGAUCAGCUGCCUGGAGCACAAUGAGCCCGUGGAGGUUCCCACCAUGUUGUCUGAGCUGAGGCAACAGAGGAUGCUGAUGGUGCAGACCAUCUCCCAGUACAAGUUUGUCUACCAGGUGCUCAUCCAGUUCCUCAAGAACUCCCGCCUCAUCUGAGCCCGGUAUGCUGACCUUGACCUUACACGAGGUGGCAGAACGGCUCCAGAUAACGACAAUGGUAGUUUGGAUUAGCAUAAGGACUGUACAACAGAUGCAGUGUAACUGAUAGCUGGUUGGAAGCAGAUACAGAGAUCCAUGUUGAGUUGUCAAUGUGGAAGUUUAUGGAAAUUCUGGUGAAAUUUCAUACAAAACUCACUUCAAGGGAGGAAAGGAUUUGUGGAGGCUAGAAAUUGACGACCAUUUCUUUCCCCCCUGGGUUUUUACUCCUGGACCUGGUCCUUCUGCGUGGAGAAUGCACGUGUGUGUGUUUUCUCCAUGCAGGGGUCUGUCUACGUGCCCCAUGUGCUCUUGAGAUUUCUUAACAAAUAUUUUGAGGAAUACAAUCUCGGUUUCAAUUCGGAUAGAUUGCCUGCUACAUUUCUCAGUCAUUAUUUAGCCAUUAUUAGAAAUGGCACUAUGCUGCAUGAACAGUAGGUGGCAGCAGUAUUAUUACUAUUUUCUAUACUCUGAAAGAGUUUGCCAAACAAAAGUAUUCCUUAAAUCACUGUUCUAAAAUGGUCCUUUUAUUUUUAACAGAGUAUUAAUUAAUACAGCAAAUAUUUACUUCAACAUUGUAACAAAUGUUUUUAUUUAUUUCUAUCAAGAUUGUGGCCAUUGCCAUUGAACAGAGCAUCGGCAAGCAUGUUGAUCCUUGCCCUGUCAACCUUUUCAUCUUCGAACUUGUCUUACUUUUGACUAUAUUUUUUUGGAAAGCCUUCCUCGUCAAUGUCAAAAGGAUCUCUUACCUUUUCCUUGAUACAUUUGUAUUAAGAUCCCGCUCCACAUGCAAACACAGAGUGCGUUUUAGCGGUUUCUAACUCGUUUCUUGAAUCACAGCUCGUUGCGAUCAAACGUGUCUUAUCACAUUUCCGACCUAAAAGCAUUUCAAGAGUCUAAAAAGUGUUUGUCCAGGUAAAUGGAGAUCAUUUAUAAAUAUAAUUUCACAGUUGGCACUGGCAGUCGAUAGAGAAAUGGGUUCUUAUACAGCAAAUACUGAAUACACUGUGUCAUUGUGCCUUAUUGAAACACGAAACAGCAGAAGCUGGCAGCCCCAUCCUUGCUUCAGGGUUCUGGAUGGGUUUGUUAAGCUAAAUUCCUUUUUGUUUUGUUUUUUUACCUACAAAGAUUAAAUCUUUAAAUUGGUGUUGGUUUUGUUAUAAGAGCAACGUUAACAUCUUAAAUCAUUUACCUAACUCUCAGGUAAGGAUUUGGCAGUAGUUUGGUUUUUAAAGGAUAAUAGUAUAAACAUGACACGACUGACUUUGCCAAAAACAAAAGGCAGCCGUUAGUACUAAUCUGAUCCAAUGUUCCUGGAUCCUGUUUAUAAAAUUACACUCUGAAGAAUUUCGUUUUUACAUGUUACGUUAAAUAAUCUUUUUUAUUUUUCUGAUACAAAGUCAGCCAUGUCCAAAGUAACUUUGUACAUAAUGGACAUGUGAGAAAAGAUUUCUACAAAUGUUUUAUAUAGUUUCUUUUUUUGACUUGGUACCCUAAAAAUACCGCAACAUAAUAAACUAUGCAUGCAUUUUUAUAUUUCAAUGUAUAUAUUCUAAAAUAAGUAUAAGCUUUAUGCUCUCUUGACAUAUAAGUGUUUUGUUGCACUUCUGUUCUCUUUGUGACAGUAUUUCUCACACGGCAUUCCACUGUUUGUUUAUAUUUAAUUUUUCCCCUUCAUCUUUCUUUUUUUUGGCAAAACUCCCAAAUACCUUUCAAAGUAUGUGUACAUAUGUUUUGUAUAUGCGUUUUCAGUGCAUCAAGUCUUUUGUUUUUCUCUCCCCAGACAUGUAUGAAGCUGUCGUACUUGCUUAUUAUGCAAUAAAGCCUUAUUUUCUUUAA
Messenger RNA from Cottoperca gobio, 6321 nucleotides. RefSeq names its product tyrosine-protein phosphatase non-receptor type 14-like. The coding region runs from base 592 to 4443 and encodes 1283 amino acids. The record is from RefSeq and is a predicted model, not a curated record. Gene Ontology annotation, cellular component: cytoplasm; cytoskeleton. Gene Ontology annotation, molecular function: protein tyrosine phosphatase activity. Gene Ontology annotation, biological process: protein dephosphorylation; lymphangiogenesis. The transcript has 20 exons. NCBI's taxonomy places the organism in Eukaryota, Metazoa, Chordata, Actinopteri, Perciformes, Bovichtidae.